AUGUUGGGUCUAAAUGGAAAUCUACUUUUCGAUCAGGAAGGUGAUAACAGUUUAUUGAUUGAAAUGAUCGCUGGUGGAUAUUUCUUUGUCAAGGCAGGCCCUAAGUCAGAAUGCUUUUUCAAAGAGCUUUCAAGACAACUGGAGAAUUACUAUGCCACAGACAAUAAUAUCAUGGGAGCAUUAUGUGUCACAAAAUAUUGUGGUAAUAAAUGCGCAUUCAUACCUUACAGUUUAAUCAGUAACUGGCGAUGGUACUGGAGUGAAAGAACAUAUAUUCCAGCACUGCUGCAAUUUGAUAAUGGGUUAAGUUCGAGUCGAAAAUUUGAUAAUAUGAAAAAGCUUGGCGCAGAAUUUGUGAAUAUCACCAAAAUUAAGAAUCAUUAUCAAGCUAAAUGUUUAAUUCGCAAGACAAUAACACCGGAAGAAGCCAUUCCUGAAUGGCUAGUCCUUUUUUCUUGUGUUUAA
Molecule: messenger RNA, 465 nt
Organism: Acanthocheilonema viteae
Lineage: Eukaryota; Metazoa; Nematoda; Chromadorea; Rhabditida; Onchocercidae
Source: the annotation of a GenBank genome assembly